Molecule: messenger RNA, 602 nt
Organism: Colius striatus (speckled mousebird)
Lineage: Eukaryota; Metazoa; Chordata; Aves; Coliiformes; Coliidae
Gene: CMC2
Product: C-X9-C motif containing 2
Exons: 4
Coding region: 186-413 (75 amino acids)
Cellular component (GO): mitochondrion
Source: RefSeq, a predicted model, not a curated record
GCCGUGAGGGCUCUUCCCGGGGCUGCCGGGAGCACUGAGGGGGUUUCCGGUCCGGGCUGUGGGGGUUGCCGGUGCCUGUUCCCGGCCCUGCGUGGCUGGUGUGCCGCGCUCGGUGCUGACCUCACCGGGCUCGUCCUCUGAGGACUGGAGUGGAAGUUUUCUCAGAUUCUUGUCCCAAAGUAAAGAUGCAUCCAGACCUGUCCCCUCAUCUGCACACUGAAGAAUGUAACAUAAUUAUCAACUUGCUCAAGAAGUGUCACAAGGAGCACAACGUUUUGAAAUUUUUUGGCUAUUGCAAUGAUAUUGACCGUGAGAUGCGGAAGUGCUUAAAGAAAGAGUAUGAAGAAAACAGAGCCAGGAACCAGGCGAAGCGGUGGAAGCAAAUUAAUGCUCAGAAAGAGUCAGAGAAGUGAUCUGUGCUCAGCUGGACAGCUGCAUCUCAAUAGGGACACUCAGCAGAAAGUUGACAGAAUAAAACUUUCCCAUCACCAGUGCUCAGCCUGUUUGUGAGAUGGUGAAAAUAUAAAUGCACCUAAUAGGUACUCAUUGCUAGCAAGGCAAACAAUGUGGAAAAAAGAAGUAUAAUAAAUGAUCACUCACAA